AUGAAAAAGAGUAAUAUCUCAUAAAGCUAAUCCUCUUCAAGUAGAAUAUUUGAUUCUCAAUUGGGAGAGGAAAUGAACGAUGCUAUGGAGAAUGUUUAAGUUGCUGUUAGGAUAAGGGGCUUAAAUCAAAGAGAAUAAGAUUCUCUCUAAACAAUAUGCGUUUUAAAAGAUGACUUGAUUAAAGGAAGGCUAACUAUAGGCCAUACUAAUAAUGCUAUAGUUUAAGAUUUGAAAGAGUUUUACUAUGAUUAAGUUUUUGGGCCUAAUGAUUCACAAUAAGCACUCUUUGAAAAUGUUGGAAAAUAAAUGGCAUUAGCCUGCUUAAGCGGGUACAACGUUUGCAUAUUUGCAUAUGGAUAAACAGGAGCGGGAAAAACAUUUACUAUGAUGGGUAAUGAUGAAGAUAAAGGUUUAAUUCAAAGGAUUUUAAAUUUUAUAUUUGCUAAAAUGAAAAGCAGAAAAUAGGAAUUUGUUAUUUAAAGUCAAUAUUAUGAAAUAUACAUGGAGGAAAUUAUUGAUUUAUAUUAACCUCAGAAAAAUAAAAAUGUUCGUGUUAUAGAAGAUUUUAAUGGAGUGAGAGUGGAAAACUUGUCAACUGUUUAAAUUACAAAUCAUUAGUAAGCAGUCGAAUUAAUAUAAAAGGGGUAGAAAAAUAGGCACAUUGGCGCCACAAGAAUGAAUGCAGAAAGCUCAAGAUCUCACUCAAUAUUUUCAAUGACUAUAAACUUAAAAGAUAAAGAUCCUUCAAGUGGUGUUGUGAGAGAACGAUCUUCAAAGCUUCAUUUCGUUGAUUUAGCAGGAUCUGAAAGGUAAAAGUAAACACAAGCUACUGGUUAAAGGCUUAAAGAAGCUGCAUAAAUCAAUCAAUCUCUAUCAACGCUAGGUAUAGUCAUUCAUGCACUAGCCGAAGGGUAGAAGAAGAUAUGUUAUAGAAAUUCGAAGCUUACCCAUAUCUUAAAGGAUAGCUUGGGAGGUAAUUCUAAAACUUUGAUGAUAGCAAAUGUUAGUCCAUCGUAGGAUUCCUAUGGAGAGACUUUAAGUACACUAAAAUUUGCUGAAAGAGCUAAGUACAUUAAGAAUAGAGCAUUAAUUAAUGAGAAGCCAAGUGAAAAUCUUGAAAAUUUGAAAAAAGAAAUCCUAUCACUUAAAGAAGAACUUGAACUUGCUUUUAAAAAUAAUAAACUUCAGCAAGAACUGAUAUCUAGCUACAAUAUUAAAAAAAAUGAAAUAUCUAAUAGCCCUCUAAUAAGUUAAGAAGCCUAGGCUAGUCCUUCUUUGACUGAAGAGGAAAAGUAAAUGCUAAUUAAAAGUGUCGAUGAAUUCUAGAACUGGCUGAGAGAGUUCUUAAAAGAAAGUGGAUUUUUAGAUUUUAUUUAAGAAUUAAGAUAAAGAAUGGGUAUUAACAUUAAUGAUAUGAUGUGUGUGGAGAGUGCAAGGGAUGUGGAUUCUUAACAAUGGUCUUCUCUAUUCUAAGUUCCUGUAGAAAAUCUAAAAGAAUAUAUUAAAACAAUAAUGGAAUUUAACAAGUACACAGGAAUGAUAACAGGAUAAUAUGAUAUAGAUUUAAAGAAUAAGAAUGAGUAGCUAAACAGUUAGAUACAUUAAAUAAAAGAAGAAUUAAUAAAAAAGGAUUUGUAAAUGGUUGACUGUAGAAAUUCAAUUAUAAAUGAAAUGAAAGCUUAGUCGCAAAUAGGGUCAGAUUAGAAAGAUUAGACAAUUGCAGAGUUAAAGUCUAUGUUAGAUUAAUAUCAGGCAGAGAAUAAUUAACACCUAAACUCUAUUGCUUAAAUGGAAGAAGAAAUUUAAAGAAAAGAUGAGUCAAUUAGUAAUUUACACUAAAAAAUAACUAAUUUACUUAGCGAAAUAUAAAAAAUUAAAAAGAAAAAUAGCUAUGUUGAUCUGGAAUAGAAGGAGAUAAAUGAAAAUUUGCUAAAAAUUAAUGAAUAAAAUGAAAUUAAAUUAAAAUAACUUUAAAAUGAAAUCGAUAACUUGUAAAUGUAAAACGUUUCACUUUAAGAAGAGCUCGAAUCAGAAUAACACAAAUAUUUUUUGUAAAAGGAGGAGUAUGAAAGUAAAUAAGAGAAAACUUCUACCUUGCACUAAACUAUUUCUUAUUAACUUAAGUUGAUUGAAGAUUUACAAAAGCAGAUUGCUGAGGAAAAUAAAUAAAUAAACCUUAUUUAUAAAAAUUUUUCUAUAGAAAAAGAGAUACCAGGAGUUCCACCAUAUAGCAAUUUAUGGAAGUAUAUAUAAAAUACAGUCACUGAUCUUUGUUGUGAAAAGGAUCAAAAAAAUAGUUUAAUAGAAGAAAUACAAGGAAUGUGCUUGCAUGAAUCUUCCUUGCUCAGAGCAAAAAGUGAAUAGAUUCUCAAAUUAAAUCAAGAAAGUUAAAUAAAGAGAGAAGAAGCUAAAAUUUAAUAAAGCAGCUUAAUGUAAAUACAUGAAAGCUAAAUCGAAUAGUAAAAGCAAGAAUAAAAAAAGAUGCCCAUAGAUAACUUGUUCGAAAAUAUUCAUAUAAACAAUAAUUAAGUAAAAAUAAAUGUAUAAACAGUACUUAAUAAAGAGUACCUCUAGGAGUACAUUUAAAUUUAAAGUUAAUAGCUUAUUACUUGGAAUAUUAUAGGAAAGCAGGUAAGUGAUUAGACUGUAAAAGAAAACAAUACAAAUUUUAUUGUAAGUCCUCAAGUAAGCAAGCAAGAAGAACCUAAUAAAAGCAGAAAUAAUAAAUAUAAUUCUAAAGAAAUGCCUAAAAAUAAAUCUUAAAGUGAAAUACGCUAUGGGAGCAGUUAAAAAUAAUUUUAGUAAUCACAUAAUAACCCACAGUUAAAAUAACAAAAGGAGUUCAACUUAGGCGAAAAAUAAAAGAUUGAUGCUAUCUAACAGCUAAUCUAAGAUAACAAAGUAUUAUGUGAAGGACUUAUUUUAAAGUUAGAUGAAGCUGAUAGACUUAAGUAAGAAGUAAAAACUGCAAAAGAAGAAAUUUUCAAAAUAAAGCAAGAUUAUGAAAACAACAUUUAAAAGUACUAAGAAAAAUUUUAGUAAAAUUAGAAUCAACUCAACUAGUAGCUUUCUUAAAUCAUUUCGUUUGAUAUAAUUAAGCAAAACCUUGAAGAAGAAAUUAAUAAUCUUAAAGAAGAAAAUGAAUAUAUAAAAUAAGUUUUAGCUGAUAACACAUAAAGGUUGGAGGAGCUUACAAAGGAAAAAGAUUAAGUUGAGGAUUCUAGUUUUUUUUAUGAACUUUAAAGCAAAAAGUUCUAAGAUAGGUUGAUAAGUAUUUAAGCAGAAAAUGAUGAAUAGAAGUAGUAAAUUUAAGAGCAAUAUACUGUUUUAAACUCAAAUAAAAAAUAGAUAUAAGAUCUACAAAAAGAAUUGUCUAAUGCUUAGUCUAAAUUGAUAGAAUCUAAUUAAAAAAUAAUAUAUCUUCAAUCAUCUUAGCAGUCUAAUAAGAAUAAUUGUAAUUGUUAGAUUGGAAGAUAAUUUAGUAAUUAAUCUGUCAAGCAAAAUUUAAAUCAAAAAUUUUAAACAGUUUCACCAGCUCAUAAAAAUACUAAUGACAAGAAUCAAUCUAAUUCUGAAAUAAAUAGUGAAAAGAUUUGGGAAUUAUAAAAUUCACCUUUGUAUGCCAAGAAAAUUAAUAUGGAUUAAAACAAUCAAUAAUCAGAUAAAUAGCAGAGUAAUAAUUUAAAUGUAAUAAAGUAAGGAAAUGUCAGUGAAUCGAGUGAGUUCUUCUCUGCUUAUAGCUCCUUUAGCAAAGUUGAAGCAUUUUCACAAAAGGCUUCUCAACCAGCGAGCUAUCAAAAUAGUUGCAACUAAGAACAAAAUUAACUAAAAAGCAAUAAAUAAAUAAAUAAUUUUAGUGAAAAAGAAAGUGUCUAAAAAUAACUUAAUUUUAAUUUUUCAAACGAUAAUCAUCUUUUAAACUAAAAUUAAUCAGCAUAAUUCGCAAUUUUUAACAAUUCAAAAUAAGAUUAAUUACAAGAAAACACAUAAUUACUCCAAUAGUAAAAUAAAGGUUAAAAUUUAAAAUAAAUUUUAGAGAGUAAUUUAAAUCAAAAAUAGCCAAAUAUUCAACUACAAAAUUAAAAUUCAGAAAAAAAGUAAUUAAAAUAAUAAAUGCAUGAAAACUAAUAAUUAAUCAAUAAUUAAUUAAAUAGCUUAAAUCCUAUUUAAUUAAUAAAAUAAUUUGAAUAAUAAUAAAAAUUAUCUUCAACUUAAUCAUUAUCAAACAAUAAUAUAUCCAGCAAUUAAUCUCUAUCUGACAACAUAAAUACAAAGAAAAAAAGAUCAUUCUUACAAUUAUUAGACUAAAUUGAAGAGGAUGAAUCUGAAAACAAAUAUUGCCCAAUCGAACUUAUGUAAACAAUGUACAAUAAAGAUGAUAAUUAGCCAGUUGAUACUUAAUUUCAUGCUAAAUAGGGGAAUCAAAGUGAAGAUGAAGAUGAUGACGAUGAAGAUGAUAUUUAAGUUAUUCAAAAGAUUUUUAAUUUAAAAGAUAAUGUUAGCAAAAAGAGAUUUAGUGAAAAUGAAAAGUAAAAAUAACCAUGA
This is a messenger RNA of Tetrahymena thermophila SB210, 4545 nucleotides long. RefSeq names its product kinesin motor catalytic domain protein. NCBI's taxonomy places the organism in Eukaryota, Ciliophora, Oligohymenophorea, Hymenostomatida, Tetrahymenidae. The transcript has 4 exons. Gene Ontology annotation, molecular function: ATP binding; microtubule binding; microtubule motor activity. Gene Ontology annotation, biological process: microtubule-based movement; mitotic spindle organization. The record is from RefSeq and is a predicted model, not a curated record.